AUGGAGUCCAAAAUCACCCCUCUCAUAAUCGAUAAUCGAGAAAUCCUUCACCCAUCUGGCGACCGAGUGGAGUCAACCCCCUCUUCUUUCCAAGGUGCUACCAAUGACCUUGCCAUCCAAGCGGUGGAGAGCUGCGCGUCUGCAUUCUCCAACUGGUCAACUACCUCUCCAGCCGAGCGGCGUGCACUAUUAAACAAGGCAGCCGAUAUCUUAGAAUCUCGCUCGGAGGAAUUCAUUGGGUGCAUGCAAGAGGAGGUCCACGCACCCCGUGUCUUUGCCGAGUUCAAUGUUCGUACGGGGGUGGAUUUCCUCAGGGAAUAUGCCGCCUUGACAACGGAUGCUUUGGCAGGGUCUAUUCCCGUAUCCCAAGGGGAUUCCUACGCACUGGUCUUUAAGGAACCCCUGGGGGUGAUUCUGGCCAUUGCGCCUUGGAACGCACCAAUCCUACUGGGCUUGCGGUCGAUUGCGGCACCGUUGGCGGCGGGGAAUACCGUGAUUUUCAAGGGCUCGGAGCUCAGCCCUCGUACCCACUUCCUCGUCAGCACCCUAUUCAAAGAUGCCGGUUUUCCUCCAGGCGUGGUCAACUUCAUUCUGCAUCGCGCCGAAGACGCUGCCUUCAUUUACGAGACGAUGAUCAACCAUCGGGCAGUGCGCAAGUGCAAUUUCACCGGCUCCACCAAUGUUGGCCGCAUCAUUGCUUCCAAAGCGGCGCUAGCCCUGAAGCCCGUCCUACUCGAACUGGGAGGCAAGAAUUUUGCAUUAGUGCUCGAAGACGCCGAUAUCGCCAAGGCCGCGGAAGAGAUCGUUCGCGGCUCAACCCUGAAUAAUGGCCAGAUAUGCAUGUCCACAGACCUCGUUCUGGCAGUUGACGCCAUUCACGACUCCCUCGUCUCUCACAUAUUUGCCCUCUUACGGAAAUCAAUUUCGCCACACCGAGUCAUCACCCCAUCAAGUAACCAGAAACUGACCGGCCUGAUCAAUGACGCCCGAGCCAAAGGCGCGACAAUCCACACGGCGAACCUUGAUUCAGGGUCCUGCAAGAACGAGACUGACUGCCACGCCACCGUGAUCGAAGGGCUUACUCAAGAGAUGGACUUUUUCACAAUAGAAUCUUUCGGUCCUGUGGUGGGCAUCGUCCGGGUCAAGGAUGAAAACCAAGCCAUGGAUCUAAUCCAGCAGUCCACGUACGGCCUGUCAGCAGCGAUCUUCACUACUUCGCAUUUCCGGGCUCUUCAAUUGGCACGACGGAUCCGUGUCGGAGCUGUUCAUGUGAAUUCAAUGACUGUGCAUGAUGAAGUUACAUUGCCGCAUGGGGGUCAUGGGGACAGUGGUUGGGGCCGGUUUGGUGCGAAAUGGGGAGUGGAGGAGUUUUUGCAGACUCGGACGGUGGUGUUGAAUCCGUAACUGGUACACACGAUAGACAUUAUAAUCGAAUUGAAUAACGAUUAGUUUCUCUGUACUAUGACUUGGAUCUUGGUCCUUGAUCCUGUUUGAGUAGUCUAGCGAGGGGGCUGUCACCCUGUAGAUUCAGACUCCGGGAUAUUUCAUGAUCCGUAAGCCCCGAUAUCAAACAUAAGAUGUAAGCAGAGCAUGAUAUUUUUAAUUCCAAAAGUAUGACAGAUUUGCCAUGCCGUAAGCACGACUCAAUCGUAUCAACUCAUUGUAAGCA
Molecule: messenger RNA, 1669 nt
Organism: Aspergillus sclerotioniger CBS 115572
Lineage: Eukaryota; Fungi; Ascomycota; Eurotiomycetes; Eurotiales; Aspergillaceae
Product: aldehyde dehydrogenase
Exons: 3
Coding region: 1-1404 (467 amino acids)
Molecular function (GO): succinate-semialdehyde dehydrogenase (NAD+) activity
Source: RefSeq, a predicted model, not a curated record